Messenger RNA from Leptomonas pyrrhocoris, 531 nucleotides. RefSeq lists its product as hypothetical. The record is from RefSeq and is a predicted model, not a curated record. NCBI's taxonomy places the organism in Eukaryota, Euglenozoa, Kinetoplastea, Trypanosomatida, Trypanosomatidae. The transcript has a single exon. Bases 244 to 531 code for a protein of 95 amino acids.
GAGGUGGCUCGCUCUCUGGUUCCCGUUGCUUCCUACGGUGGAGGCAAGCGUACCGCGAAUUCUGAGGAAGCACCUCCGACGAGCAGCAAAAAAGCGCGACAUGAAAACACGCCGGGGCGCGCAAAUAAUCUACAGACACACUCAUAUCUAUAUACAAAACAUCUCACCGGGUCGACGUGUACCGGCAACAAACGACACCUUCGACACAAACACAGCACUGUCGCUGGACUCGUGAGCGCCGAAAUGAGCACCAUCGGCCUGCGACGGCGCUAUUGCCACCGACCGCGGGACAUCCGGCCGAGUAGCGAUCGGAAACCCGUCUCAUGGCAGGGCCUGGCCCGCCGAGUAGGCGGAGGACCGCGGGCCAGCUGGCGGAGGAGCGAUCGCGAACCCGAACAGCGAUCGCAAACCCGGCUAGCGGUCGCGGGCGCAGCUAGAGGCAGGGCCUGGCCCGCCGAGCAGGCGGAGGACCGCGGGCCAGCUGGCGGAGGAGCGAUCGCGAGCCCGAGCAGCGGUCGCAAACCCGGCUAG